Messenger RNA from Fonsecaea multimorphosa CBS 102226, 909 nucleotides. RefSeq lists its product as uncharacterized. Lineage: Eukaryota; Fungi; Ascomycota; Eurotiomycetes; Chaetothyriales; Herpotrichiellaceae. The transcript has a single exon. The coding region runs from base 1 to 909 and encodes 302 amino acids. The record is from RefSeq and is a predicted model, not a curated record.
AUGGCGUGUGUACCGCCUCCUUACUACCCAAUUGCAAUGCCUGUCCCAGCUCAAGGACCUGGCCUGAUUGGCAAGACUGUCUAUCAUUACAUGACCCGUGAUGGAGGGCCACCGAACAAGGGCGCACCUCCAAGCGGACCACCAUCAUCUGCUGCUCCUCCGCCGUAUUCUUUGAUGCCCCCAUGUCAAGGAGCGUUUUGUCCUCCUCCUCCGAGUCAACCUGGUCCAUUCAUCAUUCCGCCAGGAAAUGGAUUCCCUGGAGCGGUGUGCGUGCCUAAUGGGCCACCAGCGCCUCCUCCCUCUGCGCCGACAUGGUAUUCAGCACCACCACCACCGCCACCGCCUCCUCCGCCAGCGUCAGGAUUCCCUCCUGCUCCUCCACCUCCUCCACCUCCACCACCAAGUGUCGCAGGAGCAGUCGCCCAUGCCGCGUCUCAAGCGCCAGAACCACCAGUCAGUGGAAACCGAGUCAAAGACCGACUUCUCGUAGUCAAAGACAGUGGAGGCCAUGGGCACGUCGCGUCCAAACACGUGGCGACAUUCCAUCUUUUUACCUACAACGUCAUUGACAAGUAUACGGUGAAUGCCCACAACCAAUUCUACAUUCCACCGCAUGCGUGCGAGCCGUUUCGUGUAAUGACGGCAGCCUAUUCCAUGCCACUGGAGGAACUGAUUGAACAGCUUGAUUGCAUCAAGAUUGCAGGGUCAGCGUAUCCACGCUAUGCGAUCGGACUUGCAGAGGCGUUUGAUAUUGGGAAUGGAUGGUUUCAAGUCGGCAGCAAGUUCCAUCUGGACGAAGAGAAGUCGAAGCAGACCAUCAAGGAGGCCUGGAGCAACAACAUUGGCGAGGGGGGCGAAUCACGGCCCAAGUAUCUCAUCCGGCUGCCGGGCAAGCGACCUGGGAUGUGA